Alosa alosa (allis shad) is the source of this 2763-nucleotide messenger RNA. RefSeq names its product neurochondrin (gene ncdn). Gene Ontology annotation, biological process: regulation of neuronal synaptic plasticity; neuron projection development. The transcript has 8 exons. The record is from RefSeq and is a predicted model, not a curated record. Bases 138 to 2525 code for a protein of 795 amino acids. Gene Ontology annotation, cellular component: dendrite. NCBI's taxonomy places the organism in Eukaryota, Metazoa, Chordata, Actinopteri, Clupeiformes, Clupeidae.
CAAUGAGCGAGCGCGACAAUCUCAUGCACUUCCGCCCCGAAUUUGACGCUGGUACAUCGUGUAACCUUUAAGAAGUCCUUCAGCGUUGAAUAGACGUUGAUGUUUGUGGUUGUGUUGUGUCUCCUCUGAAAACGUCCAUGAUGGUAAUGGAUGUAUCCGGGUGCCCUAGUGUUCCCGGAACAGACGAGAUGGAGGGACUCUCGGCGGCGUCUGGUGACAGUCUCUCUCAAGAUCAGAAGGAUAUGCUGGAACGAUGUCUUCAUGCGCUUUCCCAUGCCAAGAAUGACAGCCAGACAUUAGCUGCCCUUCUCCUGAUCACACGUGUGUGUCCAGCAAGUCAAUUAGACCGUGUGACACUGCGACGUGUAUUUGAGGCAGUGGGCCUGAACCUGCCUGCCCGUCUCCUGGUGACGGCCGUAAGAGGGGACACUAGCUCUGGUCUGCCUGCUCAGGAGCUACUCUCUUUAGGCUCGGCUCUGCUGGCUGCCUUGAGCACCGACCCUGACAUGGCACAGCACCAACAGAUGCUCGGCACCUUGCCUAUGCUCCUCGGGCUGCUCUCAGAUGGUCCUGCCUGGACGCCGCAAAAACAGCGCACCCCCCAAACCAGCCAGCAGAAAGAGACUGGGGCGUCUCCAAGCAAGUCCAAUGGUGACCACAGUGCGCAAUCAUCUCAGCCCUCCCCACCAGAAGUUGCUGGAGAAGAAUCUGGCGGUCAGACAUCCCCUAGCUCAGCGGUUGUGCUCAACGAGGCGCUGGCUUCAGACUGCUACCAAGUUCUAGAGGCAGUGUUGGUGGUAUCGGGAGGACCAGAGAGGCUGUUGACCCGUGGGGCAAUACCAGCGCUGUGCCGAGCCAUUGGACAGAGCCAAACCCUGAGCGGCCAGAGAGGCCGUCCCUUGCUUGGACUUCUGCUCUCACAGCUUGGCCUGCAGGCCUGGGAGAGGCACUCGGCCCAGCUGAGAGCGGUGCUGGAAAGGUUGAGCCGUGAAUUUUGCCAGGCCAAAGAGCAUCAGCGGCUGGAGCUGUGUGCAGAGCUGGUGCAGUUCUUGCCACCACAGGAAGGGUUGCUGGAGAGGGGGGCGCUAAAGAGGCUGGCCGUAGAGCUCUGGGCUGCCGUGAGGCCACUGGUUCAGUCCAAGCUGAGCACUCGCCAGCUGGGUCCGGUGCUAGCGCUCUCGGCCUGCCUGCUGGACCUGUGUGGCUGGGACUGCGUCGGGCCUCCCCGGUUCUGCUGUCUGCUGGUGAAUCGGGCCUGUGUUGAGGUGCGGAUGGGUCUGGAGGAGCCACCCGGAACAGACAUGUCCCUGGACCUCCAGCACUGGCUCACUGCGUGCUACCGCGUCAUGGAGGCAGCAAUGGAGCAGGCCUGCAGCCAGGGACUUGACGACAACUCUGUCCAGCCACAGACUUCUCUCCCUGGGCUUAGCCUGCAGCAGAGCAGGCAGGUACUGGGCAUUCUUGAGGAAGCCUUUUCUGCUGUCAUCUUCUACCUAAAACAGGUCGAGCAGAGUCGCCAUGGUGACCCCUUCGUCUUUGCCACCUUUCGCUGUCUGUGUGCCUGGCUGGCAGAAGAGACGUCCUGUCUGAAAGAGGAAGUGACCUCACUGCUGCCUUUCCUGAUUGGAUACUCCAGAGAUCACCUGCAGGGAGGCGGUGAUUUGAGGGACCUGUCUAGCUGGAUGGCAGAUAUGUCAAUGGGCCCAGGGUCACGAAAAAACAAGUGGACAGGAGAACAUGCUCUCAGAUAUCUGCUUCCUGCACUGUGCCACCUGACCGCUGAGGAGGGCCCUCGGCAGGUGCUGCUGUCUCUGGAUUUGCUCUCUCUGCUGAUUGGCCUCCUCCAGAGGGGAUGGGAGGGGCUGCAGAAGCAGGAAGUCAAGGCCCAAAGACGAGACCCUGCCCUGGAGACGGCCUGCUCCGCUCUACUCAACAUUGCUGUCACAGAGCCGGACAAAGUCAGGAAAGACCCUUCAUUCUCAGAGCUACAGAAGCUUUUAGAUGAUGCACUUCCUCUUCUCUUGCAUAAGCCACGCCUCCUCGUGCUCGCAGCCAAUUUCUGUACACUUGGGCUCAUGUUGGGUAGAACAAAAGUCACGCCCUCUGACCUGACUGAUCCUGGUGAACGGCGAUUCUUCAGUGCGGCACUGCGGUUCCUACUUGGUGCUCUGGGUUCUGCGCAUGGUUCUCCACCUGGUUCUGUGGCUGCUGCAUGGGAAGAGGGAUGGGAUGAGGUCGGGGAGCUGUGGAGCCUCAGUCUGCAGGCCCUGGGCGCUUGCUUUAGGGGUCGCCCAGGACUCAUGGCACUGGUCAGGGAACAGAGCUGGCUGGCCAACAUCCUAUCCACACUCAGCAUUAGAGGAAGCCUGACUGAUGCACCGACACUGGAAGCCCUGCAGGAGGCGCUGUGUGCUCUGGCUCAGAUGUGUCCUGCCUGCAGGGACGAGAUCAGAGAGGAGCUGAGGGGGGGACAGGCCAGCUGUCUGAAGGACAUGAAACAGCUCAGACGCGCAGUAUCUCAGUGAACACUCACAUGAAUAGAGGCAUCAUGCAUCAUGUUUGCCACACACACGUACACAGAAAAAAGGGAUGCAAAGGACACAAACCAGCCAGACAUACAAGCACAAACUCAUCCUGGCUAAACAUAUACUGAAAUGCAGAGUCAGUGAUUGAACUGCUACUACAGAGACUGACUAAAUCUCUUUUAUAGAUUGUUUUGUAUUUCAUCUGAACAAAAUAAAUAGUGUUUGUAUUGUAAUCGUA